This is a messenger RNA of Malania oleifera, 1793 nucleotides long. Its product is annotated as ubiquitin receptor RAD23b-like. The record is from RefSeq and is a predicted model, not a curated record. Gene Ontology annotation, biological process: nucleotide-excision repair; proteasome-mediated ubiquitin-dependent protein catabolic process. Lineage: Eukaryota; Viridiplantae; Streptophyta; Magnoliopsida; Santalales; Ximeniaceae. Gene Ontology annotation, molecular function: ubiquitin binding; proteasome binding; polyubiquitin modification-dependent protein binding. Gene Ontology annotation, cellular component: cytosol; nucleoplasm. Bases 142 to 1287 code for a protein of 381 amino acids. The transcript has 13 exons.
AUGGCAAAACUGAAAAUAAAGGAGAACCACUGCCCUCUACUGUUCUAUUUAUGGGAGCGGACAUGGACAACACUGUGUAGCUCUGUUUGUAUCGGAGGAAGCGUCUUCUAGGGUUUUCUCUGAAUCCAUCAAGUUGCCGAUAUGAAGCUCACCGUUAAGACUCUGAAGGGCAGCCAUUUCGAAAUUAGGGUUCAGCCCACUGACACCGUCAUGGCCGUUAAAAAACAUAUUGAAGAUGUACAAGGAAAAGACAACUAUCCAUGUGGACAACAAUUAUUGAUUCACAAUGGGAAGGUUUUGAAAGACGAAAGUACAUUAGUAGAGAACAAGGUUUCUGAAGAUGGUUUUCUUGUUGUCAUGCUUAGCAAGAGCAAAACUAUGGGCUCGUCUGGAGCCUCAUCCAACCAGUCUACUCCUGCAACUGCACCUCCUGCCACUGCACCAACCCCUAGUCCUGCUUCUGUUCCUGAAGCACCUGUACAGGCACCGGACCCAAAGGGCACCACAUCUACAUCUGAUGUAACAACGGCCAAUGUCCCUACUGAUGUAUAUGGUCAAGCUGCUUCCAAUUUAGUUGCUGGUAAUAAUCUCGAACAGACUAUUCAACAAAUAAUGGACAUAGGUGGUGGCAACUGGGACAAGGAAACUGUUACUCGUGCACUACGGGCGGCUUACAAUAACCCAGAGCGAGCUGUGGACUACUUAUAUUCUGGAAUUCCAGAAGCGGCAGAAGUUUCUGUACCAGUGGCCCGUUUUCCUGCAAAUCAAGGAACCGCUGGAGUUAAUCCUGCAACUGAAACUGGUGCGGCUGCUGCUGCACCAGUCUCUGGGGCACCCAAUUCAUCUCCCCUAAAUAUGUUUCCUCAGGAGACCCUUUCUGCUGCAAGUGGCGGUGGGCUUGGGUCCCUUGAUUUCCUUCGAAACAACCCACAGUUCCAAGCAUUGCGGUCAAUGGUGCAAGCAAAUCCACAGAUUUUGCAGCCUAUGCUUCAGGAGUUAGGCAAGCAGAAUCCCCAGCUUUUAAGAUUAAUUCAGGAUCACCAUGCAGAGUUUCUUCAAUUAAUAAAUGAGCCUCUUGAAGGUUCUGAAGGGGAUUUAUUUGAUCAACAAGAGCAGGACAUGCCUCAUGCUAUCAAUGUUACGCCAGCAGAGCAGGAGGCUAUUGAACGACUCGAGGCAAUGGGAUUUGAUAGAGCUCUUGUCAUUGAGGCAUUUUUAGCUUGUGAUCGCAAUGAGGAAUUGGCAGUCAACUACCUAUUGGAGCAUGCUGGAGAUUAUGAGGAUUGAACGGUAAUUUUAAAUGAAUAUUAUCAAAGUUGUCCGGAGUUUUUGUGAAAACCGCACAACUUUAUUCAAGAUUUGAAGGGACUCGUUUGUUCGUAACCUAGUAUGGUUUUCCUUGUAUGAUUGGGUGGUGCUUCAACUGGUUCAAUUGUUGGUCAAGAAAGGUGAUAUUUUCAUCGUCUCAAAGAAGGCUUGGGUAGAUGCUGAUGUGGGAUUGCGUAGCGCUUGAUUUGUGACAAUUCUUUGUUUUGUUCCCUGUUUUAGGCUUACGGGACCUGCUGAUUUGUUUUAAGUCUGAAUUUUUUAGAAAAUAUGCAUUUAUGUUUUUCUUUACAUCUUGUUUAAGAUUUGUGGAAAACGUUCAUGUUGCUUUCAAGCAUUUAUAUAUUUAUGAAAGCCAAAGGCGGUCAUGUUUUUACAGGUAUAUACAAAAAAUUGUGCGACCUCUCAACUUUUCAUUAGGCUAGCAAGUGGUGAUUCUUAAUGCAAGUAGCUGAAUAUUUUUGUGA